AAAGGAUAAUGCCAAAUAGACAACGACCAGCAUUGAACUUUGUCCACAACUCGAUAGAGAGAAUCUCAAUAGAUGAACCUAAACAGCUCGAUACGCCACACGAUUUCAUACACUACAAUUUCAUUGGUCAUUAGUUCGACUACACAAUUCUGGCUUAAAAUUCUGUCAUUUUCCCUUGUUUCACAGCUGAAACAAACUGCUGUUCUGUUGCCAUUAAUUUUAUCUGGGUUUUCUGAAAACAUUUUCAAAUUCGUAUUAAUUUUUAUGGGUCUUAAGAUUUUAGCUUAAUUUUGCAGAAUUCCAAGGAAUUUGAGAAUUGGGUUAUUUUUAUUUUCCGGGGUAGAAAAUGUUGCCAGUUUGCUCAGCCACCCGCUGUUCUUCUAACUCACAGAUCUUGUUAAAUGAUGGAGUGCGAUGCCUUACUCGAACGCAAAAAGUGUUUGGUAUUCAAUGUGUUUCGGUAGACACAACAAUUCCUAGCUUGUCAGGUGGUGUUUGUCCAGGGGCAUGCCUUCAGAAAGAAGCUGCAAGUUCUCUCAGUUAUGACUUUCAUGGAGGACAUAAGACAUUAUUGGAUGGAUGGAACUACACUACCGGAAGGAUGAGUGCUUCGUUUUUUAGAGGUGGACAACAUUUAACUUAUGUGGAGGACUCUUCUGCCUUAGUAUCACAAGAACAACUAGGAGACAACUUGGUGAAUAGUGCUGAUAUCUUGCUAGAAUCUUCUAGUGAAGGGCCUGUCUCGAUUUUGGAUCGUGUUGCUGACAGCACUAGUAACGUGCCUGAUACCUCUGGCAUCACUGCUGAGCCAUUGCCGUCUUCCAGCAGUAGUUUUAUGAAUAUUCUCUCUCAAACAAAUGAAUCAACAAGAGCUUCAUUUGGUGAGGGGGAGAAUGCCUUGAAUAGCUCUGUGGAUAAGAUUAAUUCGACGAUAUCAGACAUUGUCAAGGAUGGCAAUCAAGUAAUUGAAAAUCUAACCACGAAAGUUCUCUCUUCUUUUGAUCAAGCUGGUGAACUUACUAAAUCUAAAUUGAGCAGCCUUCCAAGUAACCUUAAGGAAUCCAGUAGUAAAGCUGGCAUUGUAGCUCUUGAGUUGUUAAGAAAGACUAUUUUUGUGGUUGAAGAUUCUUUGGUUAAGGGGAGUAAAUUUGUCUAUUAUUCGUAUGAUACUUCCAAAGAGCUUCUGCCGCCGGAGAUCCAGAAUGCACUUAAAUUAUUCGAGGAGAAAGCUACUCAAAUAUCAAGGCCAGUGGGGAUGGUUUUCUUACAGGUUUAUUCUGCCAUUGAAGGACUGGAGAGAAGCUUAGGCCUAGACCCCUCAGAUCCUAUUGUCCCAUUCAUUCUUUUCGUUGGCACUACGUCUACUUUAUGGGCUGUAUAUUGGCUGGUCACCUACAGUGGCUAUGCUGGAGAUUUGUCUCCUGAAUUGGCUUUUGAGCUCGUAUCAGGGAAGGAAAGUGCUGUUCUUGUUGAUACCAGGCCUGAGGAUCUGAGGCAACGAGAUGGAAUCCCUGAUCUUAGAAGAUCCGCUCGAUCUCGAUAUGCAGACGUAUCCAUGCCCAAGAUUGAUAGUUCUCUAAGGAAAUUAAUGAAGAGCAGCAGAGACCUUGAUGACACUUUGACGGCAGUGGUGAUUCGGGAUCUGAAGAAUGUUAAAGACAGAUCAAAGAUCAUAGUUAUGGAUGCUGACGGAAGUCAUGCAAAAGGCAUUGCUAGAUCCUUAAGGAAACUUGGGGUUAAGAGACCAUAUGUCCUCCAAGGUGGUUUCAAGUCCUGGGUUAAAAAUGGCCUUCGUGCUAAGGAGCUGAAACCUGAGACAGCAAUUUCUAUCCUCAAUGAGGAAGCUGAGGCAAUCCUUGAAGAGUUGAAUCCUACUCCUGUGCAAGUAUUGGGGGUUAUUGUGGGUUCUGUUGCUUCAUUCUAUGCAUUGCUAGAGUGGGAGAAAACUCUACAACUCAUUGGUAUUAUUGGCCUUGGUCAGACCAUAUAUCGUCGAGUGACUUCUUAUGAGGAUUCUGAAGAUUUCAAGAAUGAUGUCAGUUUGUUACUUUCUCCGGUGAAACUUGGAGCACAGGCCAUCUCACAGGCUACUGGAAAACUAGAAACUAACGGCAAUGGACUUCCAGUCUCUCCAUCAUCAUUAGAUAUCCAAAAUCGGGUGUUGCAAGCUGCAGCUAAACACGAAUCCCAACCUUUUGACAUCGAGGAAUCUCAAGACUCACUCCUUAACUCUACCACUGCAGUCGAUGAAAAUGUAGGCCAAUCAGAGGCAUAAUUGUCACGUUUCUAUGAACGAUUGUAUCUUGUACAAAUGAGAGCUUGGAUCAUCAUGCCGAAAAUGACAUGAGCUCUUCCAUCGUAUUUGUUUAUCAAUUGCACAUUCGUUCACUUGUACUGCAAGUCACAAUCACUUUGUAGAUAUUACUAUGCCAUGAGAAAUAAGGCGAGAUUUUGGGUUUGAUAUAAA
Molecule: messenger RNA, 2467 nt
Organism: Chenopodium quinoa (quinoa)
Lineage: Eukaryota; Viridiplantae; Streptophyta; Magnoliopsida; Caryophyllales; Amaranthaceae
Exons: 13
Coding region: 347-2275 (642 amino acids)
Biological process (GO): cellular response to calcium ion; de-etiolation; regulation of stomatal closure
Source: RefSeq, a predicted model, not a curated record